CUCAACAUUCUUUCUUUCUUCUUUUCUUUCUUUCUUUCUUUGUGUUAUCAUCAUCACUAUUCACUUAUCUCUCUUUCUCCCCUCUUUCCUUCCUAAAUCCCAACCCAAUAAAAGCGAACACACAGAGAAAUGGAAAAUCAGCCCUCCCCAAUUCUCAACUGGGCUUUUUUCUCCCAAGGAAAGAGCAUGGAUGAGCUGAGGCAGUGGCUAUUGCUGACAACAAUGGAGCUGGAGAACACAAGAGCAAGAGCCUAUGAGGAUCUGAGGAUGAGAGAAGCUCAGAUUCUUCAGCUCAAAGAAAUGCUCAACAGAGCGAUGAAGGAGAAGAGAGAUGCAGAGGAGAAAUGUCAACGCCUCUUCUACGAGAAGCGUCUUCUUCUUCAGAGCUCUGCUUCUCAUCCCCUGUCUUCCGGCGUUUCCACCGUCGACGACGAGCCCAGAAGCACCGCCGCCGCCGGGUUCUCCUCGGAUUCCGACGGGAGCAUGGUUUCUUCUCCGGCGGCGGUAGUGGAGUACCCGGUGGUCUUCGACAAGCCCUUGCCGGAGAAGGGUCGGUUCUUGCAGGCGGUGAUGAAGGCCGGGCCGCUUCUUCAGACGCUCUUGCUCGCCGGUCCCCUGCCCCAGUGGCGCCACCCUCCUCCGCCUAUGGACACGUUCCAGAUUCCAACUCCGCCGGUGAACUACCACAAUCCGCCGCCUGCGGCGGCGAUUUUCCCUGACUCGCAUCUUCAUCUCCAUCACCAAGAUUCCCUUCUGGAAAUCGCGGCGCACAAUAGCAACUCCAAUUGCGGGAGGAUUAACAGGAAAAGAGGAAUCUUUGAUGAAUCUGAGUAUUCCAUGGAGCCCAACAAGUACCAAAGGGCUGUUCUUUGACUACCCCUUUCUCUCAGUUUCUCAAGAAACCGCCAUUAUCAUCACUUUCAAAGUUUAAUUUCCGCCAUUAAUGCCAAGAAGAAGGUUCAAAGAAAUGAAGUCAUCCAAGCUUGAUUGCAGUUUACGCCAUUUUGUACAGAAUCUUGAGAGCUUUUUGGUUUUCUAGGAAUCAACCCAGAAAAAGAAAAAACUAAUUUGACCACGAAAAAGAUUUCUGCACUGGGUUUUUGAGCUUUAAUGUGGUGGUGACUGGUGGUUUGUCGGCUUUGUAACUUUUUCUUAUCAGCAAAACCAUAGUUUAGACAGAGCCUUUGAAUGUAGGGGGGAGUAUUAUGAGUGUGAGUGGAGUUUUCUUUUCCUGCCCUACCAAUCAAUCCAAUACACCUCUGUCAAUUGUUCUGAAACUGAUGUAAAGAACAUUCAAAAGAACGAAAGAAAAAAUGGAGUAAGAGGCUUUUUGGGGUGCUGGUCAGAUGGUCUUUUUACGACUAUCAAAGCUCACUAAGGAAUCAAUCAAUUAAGGGUCAUCCU
This is a messenger RNA of Cuscuta campestris, 1404 nucleotides long. NCBI's taxonomy places the organism in Eukaryota, Viridiplantae, Streptophyta, Magnoliopsida, Solanales, Convolvulaceae. The record is from the annotation of a GenBank genome assembly.